This is a messenger RNA of Closterium sp. NIES-65, 1404 nucleotides long. Lineage: Eukaryota; Viridiplantae; Streptophyta; Zygnematophyceae; Desmidiales; Closteriaceae. The record is from the annotation of a GenBank genome assembly.
AUGGAGAUCGUGCUACAGAGUAACCUGUUUUUACGUUCGCGAGUGACGAUCGACGGGCGCGGCGUGCACGUGCGCAUCACCAACGGCAGCAUCGUCCUCCAGAACGUGAAUGACGUCAUCAUUCACAACAUCGAAGUGUCGGGUAACCCGCGCGGCGAUCUGAUUCCCAUCUACAACAGCAGCCGCGUGUGGAUCGACCACUGCCGCCUGCAGGACGCCCUCACGGGCACAGUCGACGUGGCACGGGGCUCCACUGACGUCACCAUCUCGAAUAACUACAUCAGCAGCCGCGGCCAGACGAUGCAGCUUGGCUUGUCGGACACGGAGGAAGCGGACAAGAAUAUGCGAGUCACGAUUUACCGCAACUGGUUCAACACAUCCGGAUCCAUGCAACCGCUCUGCCGCAAGGGCCGCUGCCACGUGGCAAACAACCUCUACACCCACUGGUCCUACUACUGCCUCGCCGCGCGCCGCGGCGCGCAAAUCCGGUCAGAGAAAAACUUUUUCCGGCCGGCGCCGGGGUCGGCGCGACUGGAGGUGACGCCGUGGUAUAGAGGCAUGCCGGCCACAGAUGUUUGGUUCGACGCUACAGUUACCAUCGCGUCGUUCCAAGACUACUUGGCUGGAGGCGCGACGUUCAAUAAGACGGCGUAUGCCGGCCCCACUCCGAUCUUCACGCCGCCCUACGCGCUGUCGCUGCCGCGGAAUCCACGUCAGAUGGCGUCUAUUUUGAGAAUCAACUGCGGUCCCAAGUACGAUGUCGAUUCCGCACUACCCCCUGCUUCGGGACAGUUCCUUCCGCCUGCCCCACCGACCCCAUCCCCCACGACUCCUCCUGCGACUGCGAACACAACUUCUACUGUUUCCAGUAGCAGGACAUCCCCUGCAACCAUAUCUCUAUACAACACCAGCAGCACUUGGAUCGACCAUUGCCGCUUCUCCAACCUUUCCGCCACCCUCCCAGCCAUCGAGCUCGCCCGAAACAGUACCGCGGUUACCAUCUCCAACAACCUCUUCUACGGCACGCUCGGCACGCAAACCGUCACUGCCUCGCCAAGCCCAGCCUCGGGGACAGGCUCGGCACUCCACCUGGGCCAAUCAGACGGCGACGGAAUUAACCGUGACAUGAACGUCACUGUCUACAGGAACUGGUUCCAGUCUCUAUCUGCAAUGCAGCCGAUGUGCAGGCUAGGCAAGUGCCACGUGGCAAACAAUCUCUACAUCAACUGGACUGGGAGCACGGUGGAAGCCAGGGCGGCUGCUCAGGUGCUGCUGCAGAGCAACCUCUUUAUAAGCGGACCCGAUUCAGUGUUCACUCCGCCAUACGACCUUCCUCUGGGGGACCCCAAUGCCCUGCUCUUCGUUGUCUUCAUGAAGCUGAACGCUGGUCCCCAUGCCAACUGA